AUGUCGUCUACAAAUACGACCUCGCAGCGACCAGCACCAAUCGUAGGGCCUUCCACCAUGCCGGACAUCAACAUCAGCCCCAGUGCUGGCGGAGCACAGCCGCCCUCGCGCAAAAAGAUGUACAAGAACUGCGACCGAUGUCGUCAAGCCAAGCGCGCCUGUUCCGCUCAGUACGUCAGCAUUGCCGAGGCGCUCGCUAGCAAAGUCGCCUGCAACAACUGCAAGAAGAAGGGUCAGGUGUGCACCUUCAACAGCCUGAUCAACUCGUUUGGCGGCAUCCCGCUCGGAGGGCUCACUGGCGCCGCGUUCGCAGAGAGCCUGCAAGACGUUGCCAACGCUGCACCUUCGACAUCGACUGCGGACGUUGAGCAGUACGCAGAGGGGGCGAGCACGUCGUAUACUACCGAUAAAAGGAGACGCCACAGCCUGCAGGAUGGCUUUGACGAAUCGCACCUGUCUGCCAUCAGCAACGUCAAUGCCGCCUUCGAGGCGCUCAAUGGGAGCUACUCGAACGAUCAAUCCGACGAAGAACAGAGAGCAGCAAAGCGAAAGAAGGACUCGUCCGAUGCUACAUCAUCCGCAUUCGAAACCUUUGACGAGGUAGCCCAGCCCACAGCAUCGACCAGCUACAGUACCGGCUCUCUGGUUCUCAGCCGCGCACAAUCCCCCUUUGGAUUCGAUCAAUCCGACGCGCCCUCUCUCUUCGACAUGCUCGGCUUCGACAUCUGGGGCACCGCGCCCAACGUCCGCCUCAGCCAUACCGCCGACCGCCUGCACCUCAACUCGGACCUGCUCAACGUCUACGAAGGCGCGGCCGAAUCCGCCUUUCGCAUCUGGGUGACGGACGCCACCACGCCUUACCUGCUAUGUGCCGACUCGCUCUCCCCGUCCUCCGCCGCCAUGGCGCUCAACAAGAAGGUGUGUCUGCUCGACUCUGCCUCGCGUCGCAUCUUUCGUACCGACGAUGCGGCGCGGAAUGUCGAGAAGCGCGUCUCGGAGGCGUACCACGCGGUGCUGCUGGCGUAUGCGGCGCAGUGGCCGCGACAUACCGGCGAGAGGGGCGGGAGACAAGAAGAGGCUCGGGUCAGGUUAUCGCUCUGGAAGCAGGCGAGGGACAAACUCAUGGAUGCCACCGACGCAUGGUCUUUCAGGAUCGUCUUUGCGCUGAUUCUGUUCGCUUGGACGGAGAAGCCGAGGGAGAUGCCGUCGUCAGAAGCGUGGGAUCACGGCACCCAACCCGCUUCGCUGCAGAUUCCGUCGCUGGACGAGAACAGCGCGCUCGACUCGUCAUCGUGGCAGAUCCCGGCGGAGGCAUCGACCAUGAUGCUCGCCACAGCGAUGCGCAAGCUAAAAGCGUUCCGGUUGAAGAUCCAGCAAUUGAGGCGCAAAGGCAUCGAUCUGUGGUCCACCACCGAGCCGCUGGAUGCAGGCCAGGCGGUGAAGCGGCAAGCCGAAGCGACACUCCUCGAAAACACCUACCACAACCUGUACUGGUUCGGCUGUAUGAUGGAUACCGAGCUCUCGGUUCUUCGGAAAUACGAUGCCGUGAUUGGGGACGAAGACUCGGAUCUCACCGACCAACUCCUCUCUCCACAUCGAGCGUCCUCUCUACGACACGAGACGGCCAACUUCCCCACCACCGCCUCUUCGGGAAGCUCUCGCAAGCCCCUGCGUAAGAUCUGGGACGAAGUGAUUCCGGCGAACAGCGUAGCCAACCGUCACACGUUUGCGCGUUCCUGGCCGUGCAGCGAGCCGGAUGCCCUUCGAACCCUUGCCUACGCCACCCCCAUCAAGGUGCUCAUCUUCCGUCACGUCGGUCGACUCCAAUCCUCCUACUGGCGUCAAGCGCCGACGGAACACAUCGAGCGUCAGAUCGCGCAUGUGCUCAGUGUCGUUCGGCAUUGGGAUGAGACCUUCGCGCCCUUUUUCGCCUCGUGCAUCACUCACCAUGCCGACCUGCCUACGUCGAUCCAAUCCUGGCACGUCAUCACGGCGACGAAAUGGAACCUCGCCGCGAUCCUGCUCGUCGAGCUGGUGUCGACCAUGGAGCGCACGGAUCCGUUUGGGGCCACCGAAGCGGUGCUCAGCGAACUGAGACGGAAGGUGUGUCACCAGACGGCAGAGUUGAUCGGCGCGAUCCAGGCAUGUAGUGAAACGGGCGGGGACAUUUUGCACAGCGACCCGUGGCCCGAGAUCUCGAUCCACGGCUUCGCGUGUGUCGCAAAGAGCGAGAUCAAACAGCUCAGCAGCCUCGCGAAGGGGGGAGAGUGGGAUGAGGUGAGAAGGGUCGAGGAGAGAGUGGAGAAGUGUUUGUGGGCGUUGGAGCAGUUGAGCAAUCGGAGCAGUAUGGCGGUGGAUGCGAAGGAGGAGGUGGGAAGGUUGUUGGACGCCCAUUCACCGCUACGACAGGGCGCCCCGGGGACAGGCGCGACACAGGGAGAGGGGAUGGCAGCAGUCAUGACAGAAGACGUGUGGCAGUCGUGUCUCGAGAUCCUCAACGAAGGCGCGAGCGCGGCGGAGUCGGACGGGUGGACCGGAGGAGCAGGCAUCGAGGAGGAGUUGUUUCUUUCGUCGCUGAACAAGACCUCCGAGAGUUUCACCGACGAGAGCUCGUCCAGGGCGAGCUCGAAUCAUUCCCUCUCGCCCCCGUUGACCACAUUAACGCUGGCAAGUCUGGACUAUCCGAGUGCGAUGCUCGACCAGCCGCAAGGAAGGGCGAAGCGCGACGAUGCGUCCGGCGUCGGCGACUUUCAGUUCGGCAUGGGGCUCACGGCGGGCGAUGCGCUCGAUGGCUUCCUGCUGCGCGUCUAG
Molecule: messenger RNA, 2811 nt
Organism: Kalmanozyma brasiliensis GHG001
Lineage: Eukaryota; Fungi; Basidiomycota; Ustilaginomycetes; Ustilaginales
Product: Zn(2)-C6 fungal-type DNA-binding domain protein
Exons: 1
Coding region: 1-2811 (936 amino acids)
Biological process (GO): regulation of DNA-templated transcription
Molecular function (GO): zinc ion binding; DNA-binding transcription factor activity, RNA polymerase II-specific
Source: RefSeq, a predicted model, not a curated record